Messenger RNA from Drosophila kikkawai, 1894 nucleotides. It is a transcript of the gene Cln7, whose product is annotated as CLN7/MFS domain-containing 8. Gene Ontology annotation, molecular function: transmembrane transporter activity. Gene Ontology annotation, biological process: transmembrane transport. Gene Ontology annotation, cellular component: lysosomal membrane. The record is from RefSeq and is a predicted model, not a curated record. NCBI's taxonomy places the organism in Eukaryota, Metazoa, Arthropoda, Insecta, Diptera, Drosophilidae.
UACACAGUGGGGGAGCAUCGCGAGAGAGAGAAAAAGAGAGAGCGUCUUAACGGUCAAAAACAAAAGAGCGGAGCAGAGAGACCUCCAUUUUGUUGUUGCAGCGCCUCAAAAAACAACAAAGUAUUACAGAAUGACUCAUUGGCGCUGAAAUCCAACCGAGAGAGUCACCACAUCCGACCCACCCUCUGGAAGACAAAGAAGCCGACCGACCAUGUCUGCUCGCUUCGAACCAAAAAGACUGCCCGAAGACGUGGACGAUGGCCUGGAGACGCUGGAAGAGUACACGCAGCGAUGGCGGUCCGUCCGAAUCAUUUACUACACCAUGUUCCUGAUGGCGCUCGGUUUCAGCAUCAUUCUCACCGGCAUAUGGCCCUUCCUUAACAAGCUAGAUCCCGAUGCGGGCAAGGAGUUUAUGGGCCUGAUUGUGGCCGCCAAUCCCCUUGGCCAGAUGAUCUUCAGCCCGAUCUUCGGCUGGUGGGGCAACAGGCUGGGCAAAAUCCGGCUGCCGCUGCUCCUCUCGCUAUCCUUAUUCACGUUGGCCAGUGCGGUGUACUCCUCGCUGGAACUGCGUCCGGAUAAUGUCAAGUACUGGAUGCUGGGCUCACGGUUCCUUAUCGGAGUUAGCUCCGCAAAUAUAGCUCUGUGCCGGUCCUAUUUGUCAGCUGCCACAAGGAUUACUGAACGCACCCACGCCGUUUCCAUGGUGUCUUUGGCCCAGGUCCUUGGAUUUAUUAUUGGUCCGACCCUGCAGGCGGCAGUUACUCCUCUGGGGGAUCAAGGUUACGUCUGGCUGUGGGGCAAGAUGCACUUCAACAUGUACACUGCAUCCGGCUGGAUUAACGUUGGGAUGAGCAUCGGCAACUUUAUGAUGUUCCUUCCCGGCGUGUUUGAGGAACACAAAAUAGCCGCUCGUGAGGUGAUGGUCAUGCAAGGCGGCACUUCGGAGCGAGAGACCUGGAAGGCCAUCAAGCCGAACUAUCUCUCCGCCUGGAUAUUGAUCGUCGCCUUCUUUAUUCUCGUCUUCAACUUUGUGCUACUGGAAACUCUGGGCACUUCCCUGACCAUGGACAUGUUUGCCUGGUCCAAGGCCGACUCCCUUUGGUACAUGGGAAUAAUGAUGACCACGGCAGCCAUUGUGUCCCUGGUCACGUUUGUCCUGAUCUCGCCAUUGUGCAAGCUGAUUGCGGAACGCUACUUGCUUAUCUGGGGUGGAUUCUCGCUCAUGUUCCUCGGCCGAGUCCUCUUCGUGCCCUGGGGUCCGGAUCCGCCCAAGCUGGCACAGGCUUUCAAUGCCAGCCUCAACUUGAGCGACGACGAUCCCCUGUUUUUGGGUUGCCCGCCCACGCAGGAGUGGUGUGGCGAACUGCCAGCUCUGACACUGACGCAGUUCAUCAUUGGCUUUGCCCUUACUUCGGUGGGCUAUCCCAUUGGUGUCACCCUCAUCCAGACCAUCUUCUCAAAGGUGCUGGGACCGCGACCCCAGGGUGUCUGGAUGGGCUGGAUGACUGGCUCUGGCUGUCUGUCACGCGUCCUGGGCCCCGUCUUUGUGGGUUCCAUCUACACCAGACUGGGAACAUAUUGGACCUUCGGGGUGACCUCCUUCAUGAUGCUCGUCUCUAUGUUUUGGCUGCAGUGCAGCAAUCGAUUGCUCAUCCCACCGACUUUCGACAAGGCAACACCCGUAGAGCUGCAAGAACUGAGCAAGCAUAAUGGUGGCAGUAAGGUGGAUGACGACGACGCCGGCGACGACUCACCGGAGGAGUUAGUCUCCAAAGAACAUGGUAGCCACCACUCCCUCUCCCGGCCGUAGCGUCUGGAGAGACUCUAGCUGUAAGACAAAGUUGCACAACUGCCUUAAUCCCUAGCUUUAAAAUACAGGUUUAUUUUUUGCAUA